AUGUCUUUCUCAACUCUCAACCAUCAGCCUCUCGCAAUCGCCGGUCCCGUCACUCCAACCGUCGAUCUCACCAAAUACACAUCCGCUUUUACAAAACCAGAGUUCGAUUCGAAAUCACGCUGCUGGAAGGCCGCCCUUCGGGACGGCUUGCCCACCCCUCCAAACGACAUGAACGGCAUUGUUUACAAUGCCAUUCCGUCGACAAUCCACGGAGGUCCAGCGCGUGGCCUACCCCCGACCCAUGUUUACAACCCUCUGCGGCCCUCUCACGAUGCGGGGGUGACCUCCUCCAAAGCUCGCGUGAAUCCUCAAUAUGCGUCAACGCGCGCAUAUCUCCCCAUUGCAAAUGCGGCCUCCGCUACCGAGCCGGUGGGCGAGAAGAGGCCCUCGGUUACGGGCACGAACUUUGCCCUUCGCAUCCCGUCAACGAUCAACAACAGCAAAGGGAACUUGGCUGAAUUUGCGGCUCAAAUGACAUGUCUCUUCUGGUUCGAACAGACCGCAAAAUUAAAGGACAUUGAACAACGUCGCCCAACGUCGCCCAAUCUCGUUCCCGAAGCGGUCCCUACCAUUGGAUUUCAGAAAUGGGUUGCCUCGAUUCUCUCCACCACCCAAGUCAGUCAAAAUGUGAUCUUGCUUGCCUUGCUCUUCAUCUACCGCCUCAAGAAGUUCAAUUCGGGGGUCAAGGGUAAGAAGGGCAGUGAAUUCCGCUUGAUGACGGUUGCCUUGAUGCUGGGCAACAAAUUCCUCGACGAUAACACUUACACCAACAAGACAUGGGCCGAGGUCUCCGGCAUCGCUGUGCAAGAGAUUCACAUCAUGGAGGUGGAAUUCUUGAGCAACAUUCGUUACGAUCUGUUGACUUCGGAAGCGCAGUGGUCGGAAUGGCAUGCGAAGUUGGGGCUGUUUGCCGCGUAUUUCGACUCCGCUUCCAAGGUCUCCGCCGCCGGCCGUGAGAAUACCCUGGACAUGCGCAUCUCUCCACCUCGUCUACACGCACCUCUUCCUUCGUCUAAAUUGCCAUCUCCUCCAUUGGACCACUACCGCCCCCAGUCACAACCUCAGCCGCGCAUCAUGACCCCUCUGAGUGGGCUGCCGUACACUGGCUAUCUGCCACCAAGUGAUGUCGCCGCCAGUGCGUCCUCAAAACGGAGCUACGACGGAAGCGAUGACCUGCAUCCUGCCAAGCGCAUCGCCCACUCUUCAGCCCACUUGCCUUCUUCUGCCUUGCCCACCCCCAGCGUCGUCUCUACACUGCCACCAGUGUUGACGCCGACAUCCGUUCCGACUGCACACACGUUCACCCCGGCGCACAUGGGUCGUCUCCCGAUGCCCAGCUUUCCCCCGGGCUCGAACCCGCUCCCUCAUGCCCUACCAAUGGCCACUAUCUCUCAGCUACCCGCGCCAACACUGAUCCAUGCUGCCUAUCCUCCGGCUUCCAGCUGGGCUCAACAGACCACGGCGACCCCGAUGCCUACGUCCGUAGCUCCGCCAGUCUACAGCGUCCCACCUGUUUCCGACAUGAGCCGUCAUCCUCAGAGCUCCUUUGGAGCCUCGUCUGCCGCAGUCUCCCCCGCUGGAUCUGCCUACUCUAUCCCCACCCCCCAGAAGCACCUGUCUCCCUCCUAUUUCCUUGCCAACCGCAAUUCUCCCUAUCGCCCUGUUCGUUCAGUACACACACUUCUGAUCCCUCCACCCACGGCAUCCAUGAUGCAUCAACGGAGUAUACCAUUCGACCACAUGCAUUAUCAGCCUCUUGGAAAAUCUCAGGCCGAUCGCAAGACAGGGCAACUUCCUUACAUUUACCCUGAGGGCUGGAAUCAGCCCCAAUAUCAGCCUCCGUUCCCCCCAAGUCAAUUCUCCGGUUAA
This is a messenger RNA of Penicillium diatomitis, 1869 nucleotides long. RefSeq lists its product as uncharacterized. The transcript has 3 exons. Gene Ontology annotation, molecular function: cyclin-dependent protein serine/threonine kinase regulator activity; protein kinase binding. The coding region runs from base 1 to 1869 and encodes 622 amino acids. Gene Ontology annotation, biological process: regulation of cyclin-dependent protein serine/threonine kinase activity. The record is from RefSeq and is a predicted model, not a curated record. NCBI's taxonomy places the organism in Eukaryota, Fungi, Ascomycota, Eurotiomycetes, Eurotiales, Aspergillaceae. Gene Ontology annotation, cellular component: cyclin-dependent protein kinase holoenzyme complex; nucleus.